AGGGUGGAUGCAUUGGUGCUGGGUUCCUGUAAAGUGUACGUAGGAAAGAGAAAGAGGACAUCUCAGAAAAGGAAGGAAAAAAAAACGAAAUCCCCAGCCACCUCCAUCCAUGUGCCGCUUAUUAGCCUUCUCCUCCGGAUCACUCAUUUUUAGAAAGAAAAACGAGAAAAAAAAGGCAGAAUGUUGGAAGGAAAGGCAAUGAUCCAGGACACAGACAUGCCACUGAAGAUGCAGCUGCAAGCCAUGUCUUGUGCCUCUGUAGCUCUUGACCUCUUUGAUGUUCUUGACUGCAAGAGCAUAGCUGCUCACAUCAAGAAGGAGUUUGAUCUAAGUUAUGGACCUGGAUGGCAGUGCGUGGUGGGUUCCAACUUUGGUUGUUUCUUCACCCACACAAGGGGCACCUUCAUCUACUUCUGCCUGGAAACUCUCAACUUUCUCAUCUUCAAGGGAGCUGCUGCUGGUGGUAGUGGUGGUUAGUUAGGGUUGGAAGUUCAAAAGUAAUAAAGUUGUGAUCUCCUCCCUCAAGUCUCACAUGUUAUCUGUGGAAAUUUAGAUGUUGUUCCUGUACAAAUACUAGGCAAGGUUUCACUCUUCUUUUUCAGAUCCAACAAACUUCUUCCCAUGUUAUUGAAAGGCAUGCUUGUGCAAACAAACACCAACUGGGGAUAGAAGUGGCUUGUUCAUCACAUUUGCCUCCAGGUUUCCAAGGAUCAGAUCUGCCAUUGCAUAUAAAAAUUGGGAUUUUUAGGUUGCUUCCCAAUUUUACUACCUACUUUUGUAGAUAGCUUUGAAAUGUUUGAGAUAUUGAAUUUGAUCCUGCAAAAUGUCGAAGAAGUCGUUUUAAA
Messenger RNA from Zingiber officinale, 845 nucleotides. RefSeq names its product dynein light chain LC6, flagellar outer arm-like. Gene Ontology annotation, molecular function: dynein light intermediate chain binding; dynein intermediate chain binding. The record is from RefSeq and is a predicted model, not a curated record. Gene Ontology annotation, cellular component: dynein complex. The coding region runs from base 181 to 477 and encodes 98 amino acids. Gene Ontology annotation, biological process: microtubule-based process. The transcript is spliced from 2 exons. Lineage: Eukaryota; Viridiplantae; Streptophyta; Magnoliopsida; Zingiberales; Zingiberaceae.